AUGCCUUCGCAAUUCUUAGUUUUCUACAGAUUACUUCGCAAUAUAUUAACAAUAUUUUAUCAAUUAGGGACUGAGAAAUCAUCAGUAAAGACUAUGGAUACAGGUCGCGGUGAUUCUUUUACAUCCAGAAGAAAAACUGGGCCACCAGAGCCAGAUUCUGUUAAUGUUUACGAAGAUACUGAUGUAAAUAAAGUUGCUUACGAGGAAGUGAUGGCAGGUUCAACAUUGCUAAGACUUGCAUACGAAUUACAUGAAGUUUUCUACGAUCAAACUAAAACUCAACAUUCUAAAUCACUUGAUGUAAAAUACCAUGUAUUUGGAUUGGCUCGAAAUCAGGUCGGCCCGUGGAUUAUGCGAGCUAAUCAAGAUUGUCCUAGUAACGCAUCUAAUGUUAUUGAUCUAGCAGUCCACAGUACAUCAGAUAAAUACGAGAGUAAUAACUGUUUUAUAUUAAAUGUUAUACAUCAAAAACGAUAUUUAGCACAAAUUUAUGCUAAAUCGUAA
Messenger RNA from Trichoplax adhaerens, 504 nucleotides. RefSeq lists its product as uncharacterized. The transcript is spliced from 8 exons. Lineage: Eukaryota; Metazoa; Placozoa; Uniplacotomia; Trichoplacea; Trichoplacidae. The record is from RefSeq and is a predicted model, not a curated record. The coding region runs from base 1 to 504 and encodes 167 amino acids.